GAGAAAACAAAAUAACUACAAAACCCAAAUACUCUAUUGGUAGACUUCCGUAAAGAUGUUACUUUACAGAAGCCCUCCCCGAGCUCCUGUGAUGUCACGCCUGGCAUGUGUUUUUCUGGCCAUCGGCUGUGCCUCCCGCGAGCUCCUCAAGACACCGCUAGAAAUGAGUCUCAAAGUCGGGAUGUGCUCCUGAAAGUUGAUGGCAAACUUUAAACACCGCAGAUAUUCGGAGGUGAAGCACGAUGCUGAGGAGAGACACAUCGCGCUCUUAUCGGGAGUUCAAUGGAGAGGAGCGUCCUGAGACAGCAGAGUCCAUCCGGGACAAUGGUGUUUCUGAAGUGGAGCAAGAUGAUGAAGCCUGUGAUCCUUUACCAGAUGACGAUGUUGUGGAUGGCAAUCUAAUGCCCAUUGGCUUCAACAAAGCUUGCCUGAAGAAUGUUUUCACAGUAAUCCUUGUCCUCAUUUACUUGGUGCUCACUGCGGUGGCUGUGUUCUUGGCCUACCAAACCGUUUCAGACUUCUUGGACAAACUCAACCACCCAGUGAUGUCCGUUUCAUACAAAGAGGUCGAAGAGUUUGCUGCACCAGGAAUUGUUUUAUAUCCUGGGAAGGCACAGUUAUUAAGCUGCAUGCAUCACUAUCACGACAACAUUCCACCUCUUGUUGCUUUGGAAAAACUUGCGAAAAGAGAGUGUAUAAAAGAGGAAGUCAUCUACCAUGGGCCGUAUUCAAACCAGACAGAAAAGCGAGCUUUGGUGUUCAGAGGGCCGACUGAUGUGAGAAACCGAGAGCUUAUAUUCCUUCAGUUUAGCCGAAAUGAAACAGAAGAGGAUUUCAGCGCAAUCAGUUACAUGAUUUUUGCUAAAUUCAGUGACAUGCUUGAAAGUUCAGAUAAAGCUGCAUUUAUGAUGGACUGUGAAAGGAACUACUCCAUGUGGACCUUCUCUGGAGGCUUUAGGACGUGGGUCAAAAUGUCUUUGGUCAGGACAUCAGGCAGAAGAAAUGAAUCAGUAGAAUUUAGACAGGAGUCUAGUGUUGUGAAGUACAUUGACAAGAGGCCUCCACAAGAGCAAACCAAUGAGCUUUUCUUCAUUGUGUUCCAAUGGCGAGAUCCAUUUAUACAGCAAGUGAAAGAUAUAGUGACCGCAAACCCAUGGAACACCAUUGCCAUUUUGUGUGGCGUCUUCAUGGCCCUGUUUAAAGCAGCAGACUUUGCCAAACUCAGCAUUAAGUGGAUGAUCCGAAUCCGCAAAAGACACUUAAGAGCAAAAAUGAGAGAAAUGAACCAAAUCGGCUAAAAUCUGACAACACUACACUUCUGGAGUUUUAAUUAAGAUCAUCGAGACUUCUGCAGAGCCAUUUCAGAUCUACAUUUUCCGGAAGAAUGUAUUACGUUUUAACUGGAGCAAUUUUAACUGGAUAUUGUACAGUAUUGUGAAAACUCUGAGGCGCAUGAUCAACAGUACAAGAGCAAAGUUUAUUUGUGUUGUUUUGACACUGAUAUAUUAACUAUUCAAACCUUUUCUCCGUGAGAUUGAGUUGGUUAAAAUGAUGACUAAGAAGGGAUUUGGCUGACGCAAAAAAAAGGCUUUUAAUGACAAGGGCCUUUGGUUAUGUUGCAUUUCUAGACCAUCAAUAAGUAACUCUUUUGCAAUGUUUCCUUAAAGUUGGAGAUUACUCUUCACAGCUGCUGUUUUCUAUUAACAUUUAGAGACAUUUCUAUAAACAUCAACUUGAGAUAUGUUGUAUAAUUCCAAACUUAUGAAAUUAUUUCCGUGAUUUAAAAUGUUCUGAAAACAUUUAUCAUUUAGCAAUCAUUACAAAGCUAUUUGUAAUGGGCAGUUUGUGUGUUGUUACAGUGCUGUUUAACAAUGAAAUGACUGACUGGUGUUUGUUGAAUUUUUAGAUUAUGUAAUUCAUGUAGUUUUUAAUACUAUUAAAACCACUUUAUUCAUAUUAAUAUUACAAUUGACAGGGCCUCAAUGAUUAAAAA
Danio aesculapii is the source of this 1993-nucleotide messenger RNA. It is a transcript of the gene pacc1, whose product is annotated as proton activated chloride channel 1. The transcript is spliced from 8 exons. Lineage: Eukaryota; Metazoa; Chordata; Actinopteri; Cypriniformes; Danionidae. The coding region runs from base 243 to 1298 and encodes 351 amino acids. The record is from RefSeq and is a predicted model, not a curated record.